AUGGGAAUCGGUGAACUAACCAAUUUCCAAACAUUGACAAAUUUUGUUGUCAGUCAAGACAAUGGCCGUAAGAUAAGGGAGAUGGAGAAUUUGUCUAAUCUUAAGGGUGGACUUGUUAUUUCAGAAUUGCAGAAUGUUGUCAAAGCUCAAGAUGCAUGGGUGGCUGGGUUAUGUUAUAAGUCGAACCUUCGUGAUUUAGCUUUAGAGUGGAGUUAUAAUUUCGCCGGAGAAGAAAUUCACAAGGACAUCUUGGAUUCACUCCAACCUCCUAAAAUGCUUGAAAGGCUUACCAUCGAAUGUUAUGGAGGUGAAACAUUCCCAAAUUGGUUCGGAGAUCCUUCAUUUGGAAAGCUAUCGAUUCUGGAUCUGUAUUACUGUCCAAAUUGCACAUUAUUACCAGCUGUUGGAAGAUUAACGUCGCUAAAAUCGCUUUCUAUCCGGAGGAUGAGUAAGGUUAAAAAAGUGGGUGCUAAUAUUUUUGGAAAGGAUCUAUCGAUUAAUGCAUUUCCGUCACUAGAGAGAUUACGUUUUCAGGACAUGCCAGAAUGGGAGGAAUGGGAUCCCUGUGAAGUUGAUGAAAAUGUAAGGAGUUUCCAACACCUUCAUGAGCUCAUCAUUUCAAAUUGCCCCAAGUUGUUAGGAAGUUUACCUAAUCGUCUUCCUUCCUUGAAGAAGCUGAAGAUUAAUUUGUGUCAACAGCUGAGAAGUCUACCUAGUUGUCUUCCUUCAUUGGAGAGACUUGUGAUUCAAGAAUGUGAGAAGUUGGUAGUUUCACUCUCAAGCCUUCCAAAGUUGUCUGACUUGGAAAUUAAUGGGUGCCAAGAGGUGUCGUCUACAAGUUGUGCAAAUUCUGGCUCAUUCAUUGAAAGAGUCUCUCUUUCAGACAUUUCAAAAUUCACUUCUCCAAUGGAGGGGAUGAUGUUAGGGUUGAUAAAAGCUGAACGGGCAGAGGACGGAAAGGAAGAGCAUAUGCAGUUAGGAAUCCCUUGCCAUAUUGAACAUUUGAGCAUACACUGUUGUGAAAGGCUAGAAAGGUUAGCAGAAAGCCUACACAGCUACAGAUCCCUUACGGUGCUAGGAAUUGAGGGAUGCCCAAGAUUGAUUUCAAUUUCAAAUGGAAACUUGCCUCCAAACGUAAGACGUUUAACCAUUAAGGAGUGUGAGAAUUUGCAGUACUUGCUGGAUGGAGUAAAUAACAACAUCAACAGCACGCCUCUUUCUAGAGCACUUGGUGAUUGA
Molecule: messenger RNA, 1239 nt
Organism: Durio zibethinus
Lineage: Eukaryota; Viridiplantae; Streptophyta; Magnoliopsida; Malvales; Malvaceae
Source: RefSeq, a predicted model, not a curated record